Molecule: messenger RNA, 448 nt
Organism: Caenorhabditis elegans
Lineage: Eukaryota; Metazoa; Nematoda; Chromadorea; Rhabditida; Rhabditidae
Gene: flp-15
Product: FMRF-Like Peptide
Exons: 3
Coding region: 37-300 (87 amino acids)
Source: RefSeq, marked reviewed
AUUUUUUGGAAGAAGGUCUCCCACAUACACCUCGUCAUGCAGUUCUCCACGCUUAUUCGAGUUGCAGUUUUUGCGGUUUUGGCAAUUGCUACACUUGCAGAUUACGACGACAAUUCGGUCGGAACAAUCCCAGUGGCUGUUGAUUUGGACUACUUUUCCAAUUACGUAAAGAAAGGCGGACCCCAGGGACCACUUCGAUUCGGAAAACGACGUGGACCAUCUGGACCUCUCCGUUUUGGAAAGCGAUCAUCAUUCCACGUGGCACCUGCUGCUGAAGACGUCGCGUCGUGGUACCAGUAAAUAAUUUGGAGAGCGGUCAUUUUCUUGCCAACAACUUUUUUCUCCCCGAUUCCGUUCCCCCGUUUUUCCAUCCCUCACCUGACUGUGCUGCAUGUGUUUCUAUGAAAUAAAUAAGAUGAUUGGUUAAUAAAAUAUGUUUUCAAGUUAA